This is a messenger RNA of Tupaia belangeri chinensis (Chinese tree shrew), 6019 nucleotides long. It is a transcript of the gene MLEC, whose product is annotated as malectin. The transcript is spliced from 5 exons. The coding region runs from base 155 to 784 and encodes 209 amino acids. Gene Ontology annotation, cellular component: membrane. The record is from RefSeq and is a predicted model, not a curated record. Lineage: Eukaryota; Metazoa; Chordata; Mammalia; Scandentia; Tupaiidae. Gene Ontology annotation, molecular function: carbohydrate binding.
GGGGCGCGGCGUGGCCAGCGCGGCGGGGGCCGGGCUGCCAGAGAGCGUCAUUUGGGCCGUCAACGCGGGCGGCGAGGCGCAUGUGGACGUGCACGGGAUCCACUUUCGCAAGGACCCUUUGGAAGGCCGGGUGGGCAGAGCUUCAGACUAUGGCAUGAAACUGCCCAUCCUGCGUUCCAACCCUGAGGACCAGAUCCUGUAUCAGACAGAGCGGUACAAUGAGGAGACCUUUGGCUAUGAAGUGCCCAUCAAGGAGGAGGGGGACUAUGUGUUGGUGUUGAAAUUUGCUGAGGUCUACUUUGCACAGUCCCAGCAGAAGGUAUUUGAUGUACGACUGAAUGGCCACGUCGUGGUGAAGGACUUGGAUAUCUUUGAUCGUGUUGGGCACAGCACAGCUCACGACGAAAUCAUCCCUAUGAGCAUCAGAAAGGGGAAGCUGAGUGUCCAGGGGGAGGUGUCCACCUUCACAGGGAAACUCUACAUUGAGUUUGUCAAGGGGUACUAUGACAAUCCCAAAGUCUGUGCUCUCUACAUCAUGGCUGGGACAGUGGAUGAUGUACCAAAGCUACAGCCUCAUCCAGGAUUGGAGAAGAAAGAAGAGGAAGAAGAAGAAGAAGAAUAUGAUGAAGGGUCUAAUCUCAGAAGACAGACCAAUAAGAACCGGGUGCAGUCGGGCCCCCGCACACCCAACCCCUAUGCCUCGGACAACAGCAGCCUCAUGUUUCCCAUCCUGGUGGCCUUCGGAGUCUUCAUUCCAACCCUCUUCUGCCUCUGCCGGUUGUGAGAACAAACGACUGUUCUGAACAGGGUGGAAGGGUGUGGGAAGGAGACCAAACCUGCUGGUUUUAGUUUCCGUAUUUUUCACAAUGAUUAACAAAAACAAAACGAAACAAAACACAUGAAAAUUAAAGGAGAUAAAAAGGCAGAGUGAGUAGAGAGCAGCCCUCAUCGGCCACCUGGUCCCAGACCUGCUUCAGUCCUAUUCUUGUCUGCGUGGCUGGCCCCCAGCCGUUUCUUUCCUCUCUAAGGUACUUAGCAUAAGCUGGGUCCUUCCUGUUCAAGGAUCCUCAGUUGUAUACCUAGUGGAAAGGACUCCGAGCUCAGAGCAAUCACGGUUCCUUUUUUUAGGUUCGCAGUUAACAGCAGGGAAAUGGCAUCUUAAAACCUGUAAAGACCAUUGCUGGGAGUUGGGUGUGUUCUGAAGUUCUGUCCAGAUAGUUUUCAGAGGCCCUUGCAUUGAGAGGAUAUGUAUGAGAAGUUGUAUAAUUUGUAUGGUAAAGACAAAAGGAAAAAAGGGAGGACUUUUAAAGAAGAGAAAAUGCUUCCUUACUUGGAAGCCUUUCUGGAUUAAUUCAGUGAUGGUUCCACCUUCGACGUUUGAACUUUGCUGUCUCACAUCUCCCUGACACGUGCCAGUUAGAGGACUGUCUGGUAUCCAAGAUGACGUCAGGUCCUCAAAUGGCCUCUGACUUGUUACCACAGAAGAUCGUUUUUAUUUCCGUGCCUGUUGAGGACUAGAUUUCCUAUCACUUUUUUUUUUUUUCUUUUGUUUUCCUUUAUCUGGCUCCUUUGAAAUCUCUUCUUCCUCUCAGCCAUCCCACUGAGUCAUUGCCAAGAAGGGAAGGAGACAUGAGAAUUCCGGGUUCUCCACUUGAAUGUUUUACCCUCACCAUCUCACCUUGUUGGUACCUCUCUCCUAGAUCUCUGAGCCAGCAGCCAGGAGGGCCUGACCCAGCAGUUCUUUACUGGCCCCUGUGUAGGGUCUUGCUGCCAGGGGGCAGGGAAGCUUUCCAGCCUGCAGCAACAGAACACUUGACCUUAAAAGUCUCUUCUGGUCUUUGGAUUAGAGAGAAGGCUUAUGUUAGCAUAAUUUAAGAGCAACCUCAGAGACUUGAGCCCUACUAAGUGACUGCCCACUGCGUGUCUAGGAACCGAUGUCCCUUUAUUAUUGUGUCCUUCAGUGUCACAGUUCAGCUAGUUUGGGAUUAUGCCUAGAGCUGUCCUAAGGAACUAGACUGAUUGGCUAUGUCUGCCCAGUGACACUUCUCGUUGAUUGUAAUGGUAGCCACCUCUCCCCCAUCUCUUCAUUUCCCUAUCCAAGUAGCACACAGGCUCGUGGUAUGUCGGAGCUGCCGGAUUGCCAGUCAGCCACAAGCCCGGCAGCUCUGAAGCUAAACCUUAGCAUCUUAGUGUCUGUCUCUAAUUCCCUAGAAAAUCUUCUGAAGGGAAUGAAACUUUCCUGUUCCCUUUCCUUGUGGUCACUGUCAUCUGUUUCCCAGUUAGGGCAACAAUGAGGGAGGACCCAGCUAAGCUAAAAGGAAUUUUGUGAAUGGGAGGCAACAAAAUUAGCUUCAGCUUGGGCUAGAGCGGUAUGGAAUCUCAGGCCAGACCCAUCUUUCUAGAAUGUGUUUUAAUUUUGAGUUUGCCUUAUUAGAUGCAUUUUUUUUUUUUUUUUCAAGAGCUCUUUAGAUUUGAGCUGCCCUUUAUGUGACAGAGUAGCUCUUGGGCUCCCGUCCUGGGUUUUGGCUGUUAAUGAUUACUCCAGGCCAGCAUUCAGUCAUUUGAGAAUUGUAGCCCUUUAUUUUCAUUGUAACUUGGGCCUCAGUCCUGGGGUUUUGAGUCAGGCAGCUGGAUGGCUGUGGCCUGAGGCUAUGAUGAGCGGAAUUCUUCCUGCAGUGCUUGGCAAAGCUCCCUUGCUUCUAAAGGAUGAGGUACUGUAGCUUUGGUCUUGGGGACCACUGGCAUGGAGCAGUGGCCACCCUAAUUGUGCUUCUGACAGGGGCUUCAGUUCCUGCUGUGUCACAGCUCUCCAAAGCAGUGGGCCACUGCCAGUGGAUUAGACCAGAUGAAGGAGGAAGACUUGCUGCCUCCAUUCUGCCUUGUUUGUGAGUUUGCCUGGGUCUGUCUGAGGAAGGAGGGGUCCUGCCUCUAUUUUAACCCGUCCCUUCAGUGACUCAGAGUCUCAGAAGGAAACCCUGCCUCCUGGGGCCAUUUCCUAAUGGUACUGUAAGCCAAGCAGCUUUGCUUCUGCCUCUGUUUCCAAGCCCACCCCUUCCCCUGCGCUCAGGGAGAGGCAUGGGCACUUUCCUCUCUGGUUGUGUCCAAAGGGAAGGAACAUCUUUCUAUGGCGAACAAAAACUAAAGGGGAAGGAGGAAACAGGACGAAGUGUGGCGGGGGCGGGCUGGAGCCAAGCCCACCCAGCUAACAAGAGCUGCCUAGGGCCAGCUAUAGCUGGCUCCUGAUGCUGAACUUGAAAGCUUUUUUUUCUUUCUUUUACUUUGGCUCUUCCAAGGUGAUAUAGGUACAUGAAGUUUAGGUUAAGGGGGUGGGAUGGGGCACUCUAUUUUUAUUUUUGUAUUGUGUGUGUCAAAAAUUACUCUGUUCUUCAUCUUUUGCUUUUUGCACUGUUUAUUCCCCUAUCUGUAUUUCAAGCUAGUGCUAGGAGGGACUGUGCUGCGGGGAGGAGAGGAUGGAGGGAGGAGAGGCCUGGGCUCUUCUACUGGAUCUACACUCUGUCCCAGGUUUCCAGAUCCCUCUGAUCCCGGCUGGCCAAAGAUGAGCAGACAGCCAGGGUGAAGCUCCUUUGCCAGAGUAUGGGUUCAGGUUGGUUUCUGGGAGGACCAUGUGAAAGUCUGCUGGAGAUGGGCUGAGAGUCCAUCGUCAAGCUCUCACCUGGGUUGGGGGCCAGCCAGUCUCUGAUCAGACUGUUCAGGGUCUCAUUCAUGUCAACUGAAGCCACCUGUGAAGAAACUAGCUGCGGGGUCCCUAUCCCUUGAACUAGAUCCAUUUUUCUGCAAAAUCUUCACUGUUGAGAAGCUACUCAGUGGAUUUCCUGAGUUGUGAUUUAAAAGAUAGGUACCCUCAAGUGUCAAUGAUGUGAGACUCUCUGGAGGACUAGCUCCCACCUGCAGGGCCACCUGAUGGGUCAAGAGUGAUCACGUUCUCUUGCUUCCACUGCCUAAGAGAUCCAGGGAUCCUAUUAGAGAUCACAGGUUUUGAUGAGAUGGAGUGAAGUUUGAGUGACGUUUCCCUCUCUGUUUCUGUGCCUGGGAACUGUUUGGUCCAGUUUAAGAAUUGUGACUUGACUUCUUUAUCUUUCUGGAGAAGCUUCUGUUUUAAGGAAUUUCUCUUCCUUCUUUUCCUGCCUCCAGCCUCUCCUGGGAAGGUCUGGUCAUGGCUUUUAGAAUCUUGGUCGAGAACUUCAGAGAAGAGCAGCAGUAUUUUCCUUUCCUAGCACUUACACCCCUUUCCCUAGAAACCGGCUCACCUUGGGAAGCCCAAGGAAAGACUAAGCGGGUUCUUUCCCCUCCCAGGGGGUUGGGGAAGGACUCACCCCGGUCAGCACAGUGCCUUUUCCUCUCCUGCUCUGAGCCAGGGUGGGUGUUCCCUCUAGAUUCAGGUCUACGCAGGGGUCCUGCAGUCCCUGCAGGGGGCUGCUUUCCCCAUCCCUCCCUUCUUCCCUCUCCUUUUUGCUGGCCUACUCUGACAUAAUUCAAGUGUCUUCUCGCCUUGAGGAGCCUUAAUGGCAUCAAGUGGCAACAUAUAAUAUCCUCUCCAAAAGGACUUAGGAGGGCAGGUGAGCUUUCCAAAGUAAGAGAGUAAGAGAUGCUCCUGUUUUAAGAAAAGGGAGGGCAGUGGGGAGGUAUGCCUUGGGCGCCCUGAGGAGGGUGUCUGGGGCCCUCAGACACCAUGCUAAGUGAUGGUGCACUGCAGCAGAACCAGAAAUACCCAGAAUCUGGUCAGAAAUCUGCUCUUCUUCUAUGGAAAGAUACAAUUAGGGAUCAGAGAGCUCUAAGAAAAUGACAAAGAAGCCUUAUUGUUCAAGCUUCAGAGAGGACAAAGCAGUUUUUCCCUUUCAGUCCAAGCUAGGACUCUCCGUGUUUAGGCCUCUCCUGGGAUAAGAGGGCUAGAUUUCCUCAUUUUGUUGUAAGGCUGGAUUGGCACUGGUCGGUCAGGUGCCCAGUUAGGGUGGGUUUCUUUUUUGCACACAUAUGGCUCGCUGCCAGUUGGGUUUGUCCUUCCCCAGUGGCCUGCUUUGGGUGGCCACAUCAUCUUGAUAAGAGCAGAUGAUUUGGGGACCGGCUGGGUUGGGGGGUAAAGAGCAGGAUUGAUCUCAUGGGACAUUCCCCCCUCCCCCCAGUAUUAAAAACAAGGAGCUGAGAUUGUGCUGGCAGCCAGGGAAACAGUAGUGCCUGUUCGAGUUGGCAGAGAGGGCCUUGGCACCUCUCACAUCCAGGCAGUUUGGUGAGAUGGGGGCACACAGCACUGGGGAAAAGCAGAACUCCUUUCUCACCUCUAUUUUGAGCUUCGUGCUUUAUUUCAGUGUGAGGAAAAACAACAACAAACGGAAGUGUGCUUUCCAUCCUCCGAAAGGACAACUGUAGAGAAAGGAGAGCUGAGUUGCCAGGUUGGGAGGGAGAAUUGGCAGGGAGAGACAUGGCAAAACUAGGAAAGAGAUGUUCUCGAUUCCUCUUUAUUCUAGUAUGGCAGGAUCCAGGGAAUGAAAAGAAAUUUGACCCUGGAUCAGUUCCCUCCUCAGAUUGAAAAAAAAGCUCUCUUUUCCUUCCAUGAAGUUUUCCCAGGCUAGGACCAGCUGCCCAUCAUGAGCUCAGGGCAGCCUCUUCAACUCUUACCGGCCUAACCUGGCCUAUCAGGAAACCAACCCUCCCCUUCACACUGGACCUGGCUGUCUGUUCUGUACCAAGUACCAGAGUAAAGUGUCAGGUUUUCAGUAGCCCUUAUAGCUCCUCAAGUUUCCCAUCCUCUCCCUGCAUAGGCCAAACCGACUCUUGGCAGCCACGAUGCGCAUUUACUGUGGCACGUGAGGUGUGAUUGAGGGGCUUUGAACCUGGCUGGCCGGGGAAGCCAGAGGGGUGGAUAGAGCUGUCUUUCCUCUGGGCUGUCUCCAUCUGUCCCUAUCCUAUCCAUACCCCACCCCACUCCCACCAAAAAGUAAAAAAAUCAGGAUGUUUUUCACUGUCCAUUGCUUUGUGUUUUAAUAAACAAUUUGCAGUGACA